AUGAACUUGGUCGCGACGAAUGAUAUGGAUGAGAUCUAUGAGGAUCCUGAGUAUGGUGAGAUGGGAGAACUGGAGGAGUUAUUGACUAAGGUUGAUGAGAGUGAGGACUCGGAUGAUAUGGCUGCGAGUGUGGAGGCAGCAGUGAAGCAGGAAGAGGAGAUAGUGAUCACGGAUGCAGCAGCAGUAAACGGUGGAGAUGGAGACGAUGUCAACACUUUUGCAGCAGCGAUCGUGGUUGAAGCUGUGAAAGGGGACAUCAUGGUGAAAGGAUCAAAGGCGAAUGCAACUGCAAAGGGGCAAGUGCUUAAGGAGGAUGAACGCGUUGAAGGGUACGAGACCCGAGAGGUGUUGGGUGUAAAGAUGCCGAGGAGAAGCGAGAGGCAUAAGAAAAUCUCUCAAGGUUUGGAUGUCAAGGCGCUCAACUACAAGACACAUAAGCAGAGGUUUGUCUCGGUCAAGAAUGUGUUUUACCAAUUGGUUGCCGGCCCGGGCUACAUCUUCUGCCGCAUCACUCUGAGUGCCGACAUCCCCCCGCCUCGCCUCGCUCUUUGGCCCGCCUGA
This is a messenger RNA of Closterium sp. Naga37s-1, 561 nucleotides long. The record is from the annotation of a GenBank genome assembly. Lineage: Eukaryota; Viridiplantae; Streptophyta; Zygnematophyceae; Desmidiales; Closteriaceae.